Molecule: messenger RNA, 898 nt
Organism: Telopea speciosissima
Lineage: Eukaryota; Viridiplantae; Streptophyta; Magnoliopsida; Proteales; Proteaceae
Product: putative homeobox-leucine zipper protein ATHB-51
Exons: 2
Coding region: 109-867 (252 amino acids)
Biological process (GO): positive regulation of DNA-templated transcription
Cellular component (GO): nucleus
Molecular function (GO): sequence-specific DNA binding; DNA-binding transcription factor activity, RNA polymerase II-specific
Source: RefSeq, a predicted model, not a curated record
UAGGGAGAUAGGCCAAGGAGGACAAACAAGAAAUGGCCCGGAGUGGAAGCUUUAAUAAACCGUUUACAUCCCAACCAGCACAGCCCACCUUCACUCUCUUUUACAACUAUGACUAUGUUCCAUUUCCAGGUGGGUCAUGGAAUUCUCUCUCUUUCUCUCUCUCUCUCUCUCUGUCUGUCUCUCAAUGUGUAUCUAACUUUGUGUUUUGAUCUGGUAGGAGCAGAGGAAGUGAAGUUUGGUUCAGAAGCAGAUCAGUUGAGGUCGGAAAGGCAGUCGAGUGAGAAGAGGAGUUGUGAUGAUAAGAAGACAAACAUGGAGAGGAAUAAGAAAAGGUUGAGGAAUGAUCAGAUAGAGAUGUUAGAGAGAAGUUUCCAGGAAGAGAUAAAGCUGGAACCUGAGAGGAAGAUGAAGUUGGCAAUGGAGCUUGGGCUUCAGCCUCGUCAGGUUGCUGUUUGGUUCCAAAACAGGCGUGCCAGGUGGAAGACAAAGCAGCUACAGCACGUCUAUGAUGCCCUUAAGCUCGACUAUGAAUCCAUCUCUAGAGAAAAGCAGAAACUCCAAGAAGAGGUUAUAAGACUGAAAGCUAGGUUAGCAGCAGCAAUGAAGCAAGGCUCCACAGGUUAUACAGAAAUCUUCCCUGAAGAAAGAGUGGAGAGUACAGCAACUGUGAUUUGCAAUUCCAGCAACAUCAACAACAACAACACUAAUAAGUCAGCUGAUGGCAUAGUAGCAGAAGUAGCUGAAACAAGAAGAACAAAUAUUUACCCAGACCAUCAUGAGAUAGAAGAGUGCAACCAUCUCUUCAAUGUAGAUGAUUACAAUCUAGCUUUGCCACCUUACUGGGCUGUAUUGCCUGAUUAUCCUUAAAAAUUAAGAGCAAUUUCCCUUGUUCAUAGUA